This is a messenger RNA of Macadamia integrifolia, 764 nucleotides long. Its product is annotated as V-type proton ATPase subunit F. Gene Ontology annotation, molecular function: proton-transporting ATPase activity, rotational mechanism. Gene Ontology annotation, biological process: proton transmembrane transport. Gene Ontology annotation, cellular component: membrane; proton-transporting V-type ATPase, V1 domain. The transcript has 5 exons. Bases 176 to 562 code for a protein of 128 amino acids. The record is from RefSeq and is a predicted model, not a curated record. Lineage: Eukaryota; Viridiplantae; Streptophyta; Magnoliopsida; Proteales; Proteaceae.
GUCCAGCCUCCAGGUCAUCCUCUGGGUAUUUUUUUAUGGUAAACAUCAUUGGGUCAUUGAUUUAACUGCUUAGGUCCUGUCCAGAUUCCUUCCAUCGAAGCUCCAGAGACUCCAGACCGACAAGAACAACGACGAAGAAGAAGAAGAACGCAGGAGUCAUAUUAUUCAUCUCUAAAUGGCAAACAAAGUUCAGAUCCCUACGAGGAACGCAGCCCUUAUUGCCAUGAUUGCUGAUGAGGACACUAUAACUGGUUUCUUGCUGGCUGGAGUGGGUAAUGUUGACAUACGGAGGAAGACAAACUACCUUAUUGUUGAUUCAAAAACUACUGUUAAAGCGAUUGAAGAUGCAUUCAAAGAGUUCACUUCAAAGGAGGACAUUGCCAUUGUGUUGAUUAGCCAAUAUGUUGCAAACAUGAUCAGGUUUCAUGUUGAUAGCUACAGCAAGCCAGUUCCUGCAAUUUUGGAGAUUCCAUCCAAGGACCACCCAUAUGAUCCAGCCCAUGACUCGGUUCUUUCACGAGUGAAGCAUCUCUUCUCUGCUGAAUCGGUGGCAAGGCGUUGAGUGCAGGAAAUUAUGCUACAUUUAUGUGCACCUAUAUAUGAUAUCCAUUUUUUUUUCCAUUUUAGUUGAUUGUGUCCUCUGUAUUUGGCUUUUUUUUUUUUUUUUAAAGAAUCAUAAAUGCAAAGUGGGCUGUGCUAGGCUUAUAAUAAUUUGAAUAAAUUACUGGUUAAAAGACAAUAAGAAGUGUAGCAUUUGGGAUUUA